CCACCCUCCACGGAGUGCGUGGUCGUCGUGCGAAGCGGUACUUUUCUUUUUUUUUUCUCCCCCCCACCCCUCCGUCAUCAUCCACUCCCCACAACUCACCCUACAGCGUCGUUACUUAUUACACCCUCGACUGGGUUACUAGCAAAGCAAAAUCAUCAAGUACGUUAGCUAGGUGACGCCAACGACAUUGUUGGCGCUACGUGGGGAGAGACGUGUCUUCUAAGGAGGGAUACGUUUGCUGUUCUCACACAUCCCGGCGAAGAGGUUUGGCUUCGAGAGGCGACGGAAAACUAGAGCGAACGAGGAAGACUACACGGCGAAGGAGGAGACUGGCUACUUUAGCCGGUGAGAUUGAAUUCGCAUACCAAGAGCAAGCACUGCCAACUGAGCCACACACAUAACCAUGAGUAUUGAGAUACCAGUGGGUUUGAAGGAACUGCUGGAGGGCUACACCGUGGAGGUGCUGCGACAACGGCCGUCGGACCUGUUGGAUUUUGCCGUCCAGUACUUCACCCGCUUGCGGGACGCCAGGACUCAAGACGGGGCCAGUGAAGGUGGGAAGAUGGGAAAGGGGGUGAUGUUUGAUGGCGAGCCAAUGCAAACCGAAUCCAAUGGGGAUGACGAAGAUGAUGAUGACUCAGACUUUGAACCACCGCCACCAAGCAGAUUCAACAGAAGAGUGUCAGUGUGUGCAGAGGCAUUCAAUCCAGAUGAUGAUGAUGAAGACACAGAACCCAGGGUUGUUCAUCCAAAAACAGAUGAACAGCGCUGCAGACUGCAGGAGGCCUGUCGGGAUAUCUUGCUCUUCAAAACACUGGACCAGGAGCAGUUCUCUGAAGUGCUGGAUGCAAUGUUUGAAUUAAGGGUUCAGCCCCAAGAGCACGUGAUCGACCAGGGAGACGAUGGGGACAACUUUUACGUCAUAGAGCGAGGCGUGUACGACAUUGUGGUAUCAGGAACAUGCGUGGGUCAGUAUGACAAUAAGGGCAGCUUCGGGGAGCUGGCACUCAUGUACAACACUCCACGUGCAGCUACCAUCAUCGCCACACAGGAGGGGUCACUAUGGGGACUGGAUCGUGCCACAUUUCGGCGACUCAUUGUGAAGAACAAUGCCAAGAAGCGGAAGAUGUAUGAGUCUUUUAUUGAGUCUGUACCUUUACUCAAAUCCCUGGAGGCAACAGAGAGGAUGAAAAUUGUGGAUGUAUUGGGCGCAAAGCAGUUCUCAGAUGGUGAGCGCAUCAUCACACAGGGUGACAGUGCUGACUGCUUCUACAUAGUAGAAUCUGGAGAGGUCAAGAUCAUGAUGAAGAGUAAAACGAAGGCAGACCAUGCAGACAAUGCGGAGGUGGAGAUAGCCCGCUGUAGCAGGGGUCAAUACUUCGGGGAGCUAGCUUUGGUCACUAACAAGCCCCGGGCUGCCUCAGCCUAUGCAGUUGGCAAUGUCAAAUGUUUGGUAAUAGACGUCCAAGCCUUUGAGCGCCUCCUGGGCUCCUGUAAAGAGAUCAUGAAGAGGAACAUCGCCCACUACGAGGAGCAGCUGGUGGCCCUCUUCGGCUCGAGCAUGGACCUGAGAGACUGAGCCUCCCACUCCACCCUCCGUGCCUUCUAUUUACACACACUCACAUUUUCACAUAAAUACAUACAUACACAUGAAAUAAGCUUUACCAAUACUUUGCAAACAUGAGAAAUUGUAUUAGACCCAUAUGCAAAAGGAUUAAGUUUUCCUUUGCACAUACAAUGAUAAAACUACUUAGAUAUUCUCUUCCACAUGCACUCUCUAAUCUACACGUGCGCGCGCACAGACACGCACACAGGUGACUUGGCCAUAGCCUUGUUUUUUCCUUUCCCCCCCCCCCUUUUUUUUUUCCUUCUCCUUCCACACCAGCUUCAACCUUUCGGCACCAGUGUCUUUAGCUGCGUUCACUUGUAUGCAGGAAAAGCAGCAGGAGGACAUACAAUGAAUGCGUGCUCACACCCAGACACGACGUUUUUAGAAACACAUCACUACUCAUGGUUUCUAUGGCAGUGUUCACAUUCACUUUACGUUUGCUUUAACAGCUCUAAAUUGCCUCAGCCAAGGACACGUGCACGCGCACACAGACACACGGAUACACACUAAGGGGGGUACACUUAUGAAACAAACCGCAUUUGCAAAAACACAAAAUGGAGCUGACAAACUGAAAAAAAAAAGUUGAGGAAAAUGCAAAAAAAAAAAAAAGUUUGACAACUUUUAGAAAAAUUUUAUGAACAUAAAACCACAGAAGCUUUGAUAAAAAAAUAUUUAAAUAUAUAUGAAAAAAAAGUGUUUCCUCAGUGAGAGGUCAGGGUUCAAAACAAAGUAAGGACACUCCAUUUCUUCCUCAACUGUUGUUGAUUGAGUUCAGUUAGUGCCGGUGUUUAUUACAGUACCACAGAGGAAGUGGUAAAAACAACAUCCUCCAUUUUGGGGACUUUGUUCUGUCGUUGAUGCCGCCAUUCAUUGUAUUCAAUUAUUUAUGUAUUAUGUACUUUUGUUUUUGAAGAACUGAUAAUUUCAUCCAUCUCUCUAAAUAUGGGGAAAAAAAGUGAAUAAAAAAACAGUGCUGAUUUCUCCUCUAUUAUCUGAGUUGUCCUGGAUGGAAAGAAAAAAGACAAAAAUAAAGCAAACUUUUUGUUAAAACA
Molecule: messenger RNA, 2661 nt
Organism: Syngnathoides biaculeatus (alligator pipefish)
Lineage: Eukaryota; Metazoa; Chordata; Actinopteri; Syngnathiformes; Syngnathidae
Gene: prkar2aa
Product: protein kinase, cAMP-dependent, regulatory, type II, alpha A
Exons: 11
Coding region: 404-1579 (391 amino acids)
Biological process (GO): regulation of protein phosphorylation
Cellular component (GO): cAMP-dependent protein kinase complex
Molecular function (GO): cAMP-dependent protein kinase regulator activity
Source: RefSeq, a predicted model, not a curated record